CUCCGGUUUCCACCCAGUCUCAGCAACGGACCCGGUGACGCGGGCGCAGGGCAAGCCUUUAAGGCGGGCGGGCGGCAGAGCACGCCGUCACCCGCAGCCAUGAGCGUCCCCAUCGCCAAGUCCUUCUACGACCUGAGUGCCACCUCCUUGCAGGGGGAGAAGGUGGACUUCAACGUCUUCCGCGGGCGUGUGGUCCUCAUCGAGAACGUGGCGUCGCUCUGAGGCACCACGGUGCGGGACUACACCCAGCUCAACCAGCUGCAGGCGCGCUACCCACGGCGGCUGGUGGUGCUGGGCUUCCCCUGCAACCAGUUCGGCUACCAGGAGAACGGCACCAACGAGGAGAUCCUCAACUGCCUCAAACACGUGCGGCCCGGGGGCGGCUUCGAGCCCAAUUUCACCCUGUUCCAGAAGUGCCAGGUGAACGGGAAGGACACCCACCCCGUCUUCGCCUACCUGAAGGCCCACCUGCCCGCCCCCGUGGACGAGGCAGAUCACCUGAUGGCCGAACCCCGUUUCCUGGUGUGGAGCCCCGUGCGGCGCUCCGACAUCUCCUGGAACUUUGAGAAGUUCCUGGUGGGGCCCGAGGGGGAACCUUUCCGCCGCUACAGCCCUCGCCUGCCCACCGCCCAGAUAGAGCCUGACAUCCAGCGCCUCCUCAAGCUGGCCAAGUAGGGCCGUACCCCCUCAGACAGCCCCUGCCCUCUGCCGAGUGAUGGCCCCCUCUGAAACCCCCACGGGGAGGGGGCCUGAUGGGGUGGAGGGCUGGGGCCACUGGGAUGGGGCCGGCGGCAAUAAAUGAGCUGGAGGCAGCA
Molecule: messenger RNA, 815 nt
Organism: Numida meleagris (helmeted guineafowl)
Lineage: Eukaryota; Metazoa; Chordata; Aves; Galliformes; Numididae
Gene: GPX2
Product: glutathione peroxidase 2
Exons: 2
Biological process (GO): response to oxidative stress
Molecular function (GO): glutathione peroxidase activity
Source: RefSeq, a predicted model, not a curated record